Molecule: messenger RNA, 2188 nt
Organism: Microtus ochrogaster (prairie vole)
Lineage: Eukaryota; Metazoa; Chordata; Mammalia; Rodentia; Cricetidae
Gene: Ogdhl
Product: oxoglutarate dehydrogenase like
Exons: 13
Coding region: 153-1634 (493 amino acids)
Biological process (GO): tricarboxylic acid cycle
Cellular component (GO): oxoglutarate dehydrogenase complex; mitochondrion
Molecular function (GO): oxoglutarate dehydrogenase (succinyl-transferring) activity; thiamine pyrophosphate binding
Source: RefSeq, a predicted model, not a curated record
GCACACGCGCGUCCCCCUCUGCACAGCCCGUGGACCCGCAGCCCCCCAGGACCGCGGGGCCCGGAACCCCGGCCAGCCGACUUGCUGCGGGUCACCUCAGGAGACCACCCUUCUUCCUUGGCUGAGGAACUCUCCUGUCCCUCCAACUCACAAUGAGUCAGCUGAGGCUGCUGCCGUUCAGGUUGGGACCACAGGCCAUGAGGCUCCUGGCCACACGGGACAUCCCAAUGUUCAGUGGGCACAGGAUGUCCUCUGGGCCACCGACCACCGUUCCAAGCAGCAGAAGUGGAGUCAGCUCCAGUUACAUGGAGGAGAUGUACUUUGCCUGGCUGGAAAACCCACAGAGUGUUCACAAGUCCUGGGACAGCUUUUUCCAGAAAGCUAGUAAGGAGGCCUCUCUGGGUCCUGCUCAGCCGCAGCCCCCUGCUGUCAUCCACGAGAUCAGGCCAUCAGUCUCAAGUUGCACCAAGACCAGCAAGUUGGUAGAAGACCACCUGGCAGUACAGUCCCUGAUUCGUGCCUACCAGAUCCGAGGCCACCAUGUGGCCCAGCUGGACCCCCUGGGCAUCCUGGAUGCAGACCUGGACUCCUUUGUGCCCUCAGACUUGAUAACCCACCGGCACCAUGUUCUUCAUGACCAGGAAGUUGACCGGAGGACGUGUGUCCCUAUGAACCACCUGUGGCCUGACCAGGCCCCCUAUACUGUGUGCAACAGCUCCCUCUCAGAGUACGGAGUUCUAGGCUUUGAGCUGGGCUAUGCCAUGGCCAGCCCCAACGCCCUGGUCCUCUGGGAAGCUCAGUUUGGUGACUUCCACAACACGGCCCAGUGUGUCAUCGACCAGUUCAUCAGCACUGGCCAGGCCAAGUGGGUGCGGCACAAUGGCAUCGUGCUCCUGCUGCCCCAUGGCAUGGAGGGCAUGGGUCCGGAGCACUCUUCGGCAAGGCCAGAGAGGUUCCUGCAGAUGAGUAAUGAUGACUCUGAUGCCUACCCGGUGUUCACUGAGGACUUCGAGGUGAGCCAGCUCUAUGACUGCAACUGGAUUGUGGUGAACUGCUCCACCCCAGCCAGCUACUUCCACGUGCUGCGCCGACAGAUCCUGCUGCCCUUCCGCAAGCCACUCAUUGUCUUCACACCCAAGUCUCUGCUGAGGCACCCUGACGCCAAGUCCAGCUUUGACCAGAUGGUGUCUGGAACUAGCUUCCAGCGAAUGAUUCCAGAAGAUGGCCCUGCGGCACAGUCUCCUGGGCAGGUCCAGCGACUCAUCUUCUGCACAGGAAAGGUAUACUAUGACCUGGUAAAGGAGCGCAGCAGCCAGGGCCUGGAGGAGCAGGUGGCCAUCACACGCCUGGAGCAGAUCUCGCCGUUCCCUUUUGACCUGAUCAUGCGGGAGGCAGAGAAGUACUCGGGUGCCGAGCUGGUGUGGUGCCAGGAGGAACAUAAGAACAUGGGCUAUUACGACUACAUCAGUCCACGCUUCAUGACUCUGCUUGGCCGCUCCCGGCCCAUAUGGUAUGUUGGCCGGGACCCAGCAGCUGCACCGGCCACUGGAAACAAGAACGCUCACUUUGUGUCACUGAGGAAGUUUCUGGAUACUGCCUUCAACCUGAAGGCCUUUGAGGGCAAGACAUUUUAGGAUGAGGCCAGACCUGCUCAGGACUUGCCAAGGGAGGUUAUCUGGGAACUUUGGGGCUCCCAGAUGAACCACACUCAAUGUAGCUAAACCACACUCAUGUAGCAGUUAGGACCAAAGAUUAGCAUUGCUAACUUUGGUCUCUGUGUUAUUUCAGAAUUGGUCAGGACCAAGAAUUAGCAUUCCUUAGAUAAAAGGGAUAUAGAUGUACUCUGUUACUCUGCUGGCCUUUCUGGAUCUCUCUUUCUCCCCCUUUCUCUCUCCUCUCUGUCUUUCUCGGUGGUUUUUCUGGCUGUAUUGGUCUUGUCUCUAGCCUGCCUCUGGAGCUGUGCACUGUCACUCCCGUCCCAGCUGUCUUCGUUGCCAUUCCCCCUGUUGUCUCCAUCCGUAGAUUCAAAGAGAUGGUCUCUGCCGAGAGAUGGUCUCAGCAGUAGCAAUUUCAGCAAUAACGGCAGGUGAAGCUCAACCACCCCGGAAACUCUGUGAGAUGUAGCGCACACGUGUGAACCAAAGCAGGAAACCAAAGAGCAGAGGAAUAAAGGCGCGCUUGGGAAAGA